This is a messenger RNA of Paramecium primaurelia, 4858 nucleotides long. The record is from the annotation of a GenBank genome assembly. Lineage: Eukaryota; Ciliophora; Oligohymenophorea; Peniculida; Parameciidae.
AUGAAUUUAUUAUUUUUGGCUAUUGUGACUGGAAUUCAUGUUUAUUUUGGUCGUUGUGAAACAAUUAUGGAUGACAAUAAUAUUUUAAAAUUAGAUUAGUCGAUUCCCAAGAAAAUUUUGGAAAAUUUACUUUUAAUUUCAAUUAUAGCUUUAAAAUAAUCAAAUCAAUUACAAUCCUUAAGAGUCAUAUUAUUACUUCUUAAAUAUUUUUUGUAUAUAAUAUCAUCAUUAAAAUGGAUAAAUGAGAAACAUUUCCUAAUAAUUGAAUGUAUUUCUUCAGUUAUUACUGUUGGAAUUGUACUGAAAUUAGCAUUUUUUGAUAUUUUAUUGAUUAGUUUAUUACUAGUAUCAAUACUUUAAUAAGUUUAAGAUUAUGUAUUAUCAUUCUAUAUCACUACAAAAGAAUAAGACAAUUUUGUUACAAUUUAAGUAUUCUAAAAUAUUUAAUUAUAUUUAGAUAAUAGAAGAAUGCUUAAACAUGGGUACCAAUUCAAAACAUGCUAUCAUCCUUAGAACUAUAACUAAUAAUCAUAAUUGUCCAAGAAAAACAAAAAAAGUUGAAACAAUAACAGAUUGUUUAUUAAGAAAAAUGGCAAACACAAAGGAUUAAUCUAAUAAAAAUAGAAACAUAUUAAUAUAUUGUUAAUAUAUAGCUAAUAAUGCUCCAUUAAAGGGAUUAAUUAAAUUAAUCACUGUUAAAACUGAAGACAUUUAUCAUUAAUCUUCUUAUGCAAAUUUAUGUAAUCUAUUGAAUGAUAGAGUUAAAUAAUUUUAAUAAGAAGCUUAAUAAAUUAAUGGAAAGAAGAGUUCUAAUGAACAUUCCAAUAAUCUAGAUGCAGAAUCUGCAUUUACUACUACUAAUUCAAAUGAUAUUCUUUUUCCAAUUCUAAGUAAGGCUUUAAAUGCCAAAAUCUAAUUUUGGAAUAAGUUAAUUAAUGGAUAUCAAGAAAUAGACAAUCUAUUAGGGGAUACACUUUAGACAACUGAAAAGAUGUUAAAAUGCAAAUUAUAAUUUGAAGAAAGAUUCGAUAUUGAAAACAUGAAAUUAAAAAAUGGGAGAUCAACAGAUGUUCUUACAAUGAGAAUUUUAUAAAUAUAUUAUUCUGGAAUUUAUACUAAUUCCUAUCUAGCUUAUAUGUUAGAAAAAUAGAUAGAAGACUUAUUAAAGAGUGAGCGAUUUAAAGAAGAAGAAUCAUUAGAUAAUGUACAAUUAGUGGAAAGUAAGUAUUUUUAAUACUAGUAUUUUAGAUAGAAUAAUAAUAUUGAAAACUAGUUUAGUUAGAAAAAGAGGAGAACUAAUUGAUGUCAAUAUUAAGUAAUUAAGUUAAUUCUUAAAUGAAAAAGAUGAAGCAAUUAAGCACAUAAAACAUUGCACAUAAUUGAUGCCUAAAUUUUUAGCUUAGAUUCAUGACAAUUUGAUGGACAAUUAUACUACUAAUGGUUAUUCAAGACUAAUGAUUCAUGGAGAAUCUAGUUUUUAUGAAUUGUUGUCUGGAUACUUGGAACCAUGCAAUAUAAAUUUAUAUAACUUUUAUGAUAAUGAAUAGGAUUUCAUACUAAACAUGAUUAUGACCAAAGUCUAAUCCAAGAAUGAAACAAUUCUAUUUGGGGUAGAUGGGAGAAUUUUAGGAUUUACUAAAUAAUUUUAUGAAGAGGCCUUUAAAGAUUAAACAAUUAGUUCUCGUCAAUUACUUUCAGUUUAAGAUUUAUUGAUUAGAAUGCCAUUAAUAGCAUAUUAUAUUCCUUAAAUUAUAAGUUAAACAUAAGAAUUAUAAGCUUAAAUAAACUCGUCAUCAAAUUAUUUACUCAAUAAUUUAAAAUCAUAAUGGAUUAUACCUGAUAAUCAUAUGGAAUGUUUAUAAACAUCAACAUUAAUAUUAUCUUAGUUUAAAAAGAAACAAGACAAUUCUAAUUUUAAAUCUCUUAAAUCUUAAACUUAAUCAAGAUAUUCUCAAUAGUCCUAAAACACACAAAUUGAAAAUUAUGAUGAUAAAGACUUCUCCAAAGAUUUAAAAAAUUAAAUUAUGAUUAGUGAAAACCCUAUCAUAUUAUUGCAUCCUGAAUAUAAUGAAUUAAUAACACGUUAAAUAACGUAUAAUAAUAAUUAGAACUCUUCACUUGAAAUUCAUUAUAGUCUCUAAUAUAAAACUCUUAAAUUUAAAAAAGGGGAAUUUGGCUUCUUCUAAUUAUCUAUAAAAGAAUAUAAAAAGUGGUCCACGACAUUAUCAUAAGUAGGAGCACCAACAAAUUAAACCACUUUGGAUAAUUAAUAGUCGGUAAAUGUGAUUAGUGAUAAUGGAAUGAAAAGUAGAUCUUAAUAAAUGAGUAAUGUAAAUUCAGAAAUUUCAGAAAAAUUUGAAGAAGGUCUGAAAGAUAUAAAAUAAAUUUAAUAUUUUAACUCAAGUUUAUCACAUUUUAAAGAUAACAAUAAUAGUGCAAAUUAAUCUAAAUUAUAAUCAAUUUCAAAUUCAAGAUUAAUAGUUUAAAAAUUAGGCAAUACUGAAAGAGUGUUUGAAUCAGAAUAAUAAACAGUUGGUUAUAUAUCUCUUGCUACUAAUACAAAAAGAUGCAAUUCAAAUUUAUUUUUACAAUCUUAAUUUUCUUUAUAGCCAUAAUAUGUUUAACCAAAAAUUUUUGAUAAAAGGAUAUUAGAAGAAGUGAAUGAUAUAGAAAAUGAAAUGAAUUAUAUUGAAAAUUAGGAGUAGCUUAAAGAAUAAUUGUAAAUUGAUAGAAAAAACCAAAUCAUUUAAGAUGAGGAAGAUUAGAUAGAUAUCGUGCAAUCAAAUAGUUAGAGUGAAAAAAAGAAAUCCAACAUCUUGGAAAAAUUUUAAAAAUCAUAAUUAAAAAAAUAAAAAGAUAAUUUUGGAGAUUUUUAAUCAAAUCCAUCAAGAACUUCAACAAGUUCAACUUCAAAAGAGGCACUUACAAUUGUGCAAUAACUUUAUGAUAAUAAAAAAUUAAUUAACCCUCUUAAGAAAAUUUCAUUAGUAUUAAUAUUAAUCUGUUGUGGUGUUUUGACUAUUAAUAUUAUUAAUGUUAAUGAAAUAGAAAAUAAUUUAUUAACUUAAAUUGAUCAGAUCAAUAAUGUUAGAAAACCUUUAAACAUAAAUUUUUUUUAUUUUGGUGUAUUAUUUUAGUAAUUAUGUUAAUUACUUCAUGAUAAGAAUAUUUUAGAGCUGAGUCCAUUUUUAGCCAAUAGACUUUAAGAAUAACUUUUCAUAAUGUAUGAAUAUGGGAGAGAAAUUAUGUUUGAUCAUAUAGUUGAUGUUCCCAUUUUGGCAAAAACUCUGGAUAUAACUACAUUUCCAUGUAAAAUAAUAUAAAAUAAUGAAAGAGUAACGUUAAACACUACUCUGCAUGAAUUUUAUUCAAUAUAUUUUGAGCUUGCUGAAGAUCUAUUCAGAAGAAAUUUAAAAUGCACUAAAGAUUGUGAUUAUUCUGAUUUCUAUACACAUGGCUUUCUGAGACAAAAUUUAGUAAUUAUGAUGGAAUUUCAUGAUUAAUUAAUUGAUUAAAUUACUCAAGUUACUCUAGAAACAUAAAAUGAAGUUAAAGGAGAUUUCUUAUAAAUAAUGCUAGCUGAAAUGUGUGUUAUCUUAUUUUUGGUUGGAAUUUAACUUAAAAUCUGGCUAUUUGUUGAUUAAAUAACUAAACAUAUUUUAUUUUUGAUAUCAAGAUUAAAUGAAAUUUAAGCAUUUGAUUAGAUAUAAAAAUUAUCAACUAUUAAAUAUUACAUAGAUUUAGAAACCAAUAAUUAAUGGAAGAUGACAAAUUUUUCUGAUCUUAUGUUCAAAUAUUCAGAUAAAAAAAAAGUUUAAAAGGCUGUUCUUAUAAGUUAAAAGGAAACUGAUAAAAUUAAUACUAAUUACAAAUCAACCACUGCAUUAUACUCAAGAAUCUAAAAGACUUAUUAUAUAAACAGAGUUAAUGUUAUUCUUACAUUUACCUUAGCCUUGACUUGGCCUUUAUAUUUAAUGACUGGAUAUUUGAUUCAUAUGUAAAAUAACAAUGACUUCUAGCCAUCUUUAGAGGUUACAUUAAGCAUGGUAUAAUUUAGACAUAAUAUGGAUGCAGCUGUUAUUUUAGCUGGUAUAAUAAAAACUGAGAAUUUGUUACCUAAUAAUAAUCUCAAUUUUAUUAAUUAAACCUAUAUCAUAGAAUUAUUUUUAUUUCUUAAGAAUAAUUUAUCACCUAUCAUAAAUAAUAUGGCUACUGUUGUAUUAGAUAACGCUAAUUAAAAUAACGAAAAAAGUAGAUUUGAUGAUUUAUUGAAUAAUGAUCUAUGUAUAUCUAGUAAUUCCACUGUUUUACCAAUGUGCGAACCUCAUUUAAUCUAACUAUAAUAUGAUGAGUAAUCAUAAAAUUUAUUUUAUAGCAAAGACGAUUAUAGCGAUAUUACUAAAAAUGGGGCUUUGGGAUUUGUUGCAGGAUUCAUUAAGUUUAUAAAUUAGGAUUUCAACAUUGAAUUUACUACUUUAUUAUAUAAUCCCAAUGUAACAGAAAAUCAAUAGGAAGUCAAUUCUUAGUAAUUCAAUAAUUAUUUGAUAUCAUAUUCUACUGAUAUUUUAUAAAUAAUGCGAAAAUUUCUGAUUUUGCUCUAAGAAGAAAAUAUAUCGAUAGCUAAUUAAAUUAUGUCUAUUAUUUAAGCAUAUUAUUUAGGCUUAGGCAUAAGGUAUUAAAUUUAAUUACUUAUAGUAUAUUUUUGAUAUAUUCAAUAACUUCUAUAUUAUGGGUUUAUUUAGCUUAAAAAUAGAUGAAUUCUUUAAGGUAAAUUUUAGUUUUGAUCCCAGUUGAUUUGAUUCUUAGUGCUAAUAUUAGAAGUUAAGCAAAAGAGAUUCAUGGUUGGCUAUAUUCUUGA